AUUUUUUUUAAUAAAAAUAUAGAAAACUUUCUUUCUUGUAGAGUCAUUCUUAGUGGUCUAAGGCAGUUGUUUUUGUUUCAUUUUUUGCUUUAUCUGCCAUUCAUCGUUGGAUCCUAUCCUAUCAACAAAUUAGAUAUUUGAAAACUACUGACAUCAAAUUUUAUCUCAUUUGGUACUUUUGUGUUUCUCGUCUGAGCCCUAACGUGACAUCAAAAAGAAGAAAAUGGGAGGAGGCAGGGCAGAAGUCAAAGAUUUCUCGUGAGGGGAACUUGGAGAAGCAAAAAGACGCCGCCGAGGGUAAACUUUCAGUCUGGUCAAUCUGAUUCUACUAUCUCUCUGUUUUUCUCCAUAACACUGAUGCUGCUAACUAUCAAAUUGGAAUCACAGAAAGAGAUUGAAUAGGGUUAGAAAAGAUUCAGAGAACAACAGAAGAACAGAAGGCAUAGAAUUGCAACUGAGUAACUGCCCCUCAAAUUUUCCGACUUGCACAAUUGCUGAAUUAACUUUUCCAAAACGCAACGCAUGACUGAUGUUGAGUUUACGGCAGAAGAUGAAUUGAUGGAGAUUAUGCCUAAUAUGAGAAUGGAUUCUCUCAAUUUCAUCUGUGAUUAUUUUGGUCCCUUCUUCUGUCAAAUAUCCGUUAAAGUGCUGGAGUGGCACACCGUGGCUUUGAAGAAGAGAGGAAAACGCACAAUUCGGCCUCCUCAGUGGAUCCCCGUCGAAAAUUUAACCCAGGAUUUGGAGGCAGAACGAGAAGAUCAAGGGACAUUUCAGUAAUUGAGUGGUUCAGAUUGUACACUGCGGCAUUCUAUGGAACUUGGAGAUUAGCAAUUAGAGUUUCAAUAUUUUUUAUGUCAAGCCUGCAAACGAGGAGGAUCUAACUGAAGUGAUAACAUCUGCAAAAUCCCACCCUACUCAUUGUAAUUUGUUAGCAUUUAGCAGUUUAAAAGGCUCAAGACAGCUUAUUGAUUUGUGACAGUCAGCUUUUGUGUUUUUGAUACGAACCUUAGGAGAAUCACACUUCAAAAACUAGUUAUUGAGAUGAGAGAGUCCAAAACUAUAUAAACCCCACAUUAGUUGUCCAUAUUUUCCAAUGCGGGAUCCAAGUUUCAUACCUUGCACUUAGGAUCCUAACAGUUUUUCAUGCUAAAUUAUAAGUGUUUCUGUUGGUUUUGUUCUUUUAAUAUCUUUUGUGGUAGAACGAAUAAAAAAGGUGGAUAUAUCAUUGGCUUGGACACAUUUACUUUUGGAAGAUAGGGAAAAGUAUCUGUUCAGUUAUGUUAUUGGAUAGAAAUUUGCUUCCAGUUUCCUCUAAUAUCCUUUGUACACAGGUUCAAGGAACAGGAGGCACCUGAUUCUUGAUUAUUUUUCACAAAGAUAAUUGCUUCAAUCUCAAAUAUUAAAUUUGC
Mangifera indica (mango) is the source of this 1409-nucleotide messenger RNA. Its product is annotated as DNA replication complex GINS protein PSF2-like. Gene Ontology annotation, biological process: DNA replication; double-strand break repair via break-induced replication. Bases 523 to 777 code for a protein of 84 amino acids. NCBI's taxonomy places the organism in Eukaryota, Viridiplantae, Streptophyta, Magnoliopsida, Sapindales, Anacardiaceae. Gene Ontology annotation, cellular component: GINS complex; nucleus. The transcript has 6 exons. The record is from RefSeq and is a predicted model, not a curated record.